UAGGAAAUAUUGGAUGCCAAUUUACUGCAUAUGGGAGGCCAAACAACAAAAUUAAAAAAAAUAGUUCUCAAUGGUUUGGUAUCUUCAUAAGAAGAGUCAAGCAAAUAAUAUACUGUUUGUUGAUUUUCAUCAAAACUGUUAUUAUUGAGCUAUAUUAUUACUAAUUUGUUGUUAAACGAUUUUGUCGUGGAAAUCACUUUGCAUUUUGUACAGGUUGUUCCAUAAAACCAGGAUUCCACUUCCAGGGAGGAGAGUUUCAUUGACGGAUUCUGAUUCAUGUGUUAGUUCCCUUGAUGACAUGGAUGACACUCUUGACAGCGUGAUAUAAGAAUAGUUGAAUAUUCAAGUCGUCCUCGUUCAUGGUUGAAGAAUGGAGUACCUGAACCUGAGGGGGAGGACCACCCAUUUCUUCCUAUUUUUGUACAGUUUCCUUCUCAUGAUACAGAUAUAUGCCAUUUGUGGUUGCCAAGACUACAUUUUGAAUAAAUUUGGUGGUUUUAUAUUUGUCAACAAAACACAGCCGGGUCCUGUCAACUGUUCUUGGAUCUUCUACAGGCAGAAAGGAUACACGAUCUUAGAAGUGAAAUUGAGAGAAUUUAUCGCUCUUGGCAACGUGAGCUCUCUUGAUCUCCAUGAAGGCCUGACAGUAUUGUCUAGCACUAUUUACCAUUUGGAUGGAAACUACACGCAAACUGGCAAGGAAGCCGUCUACAGUACAUUAGGAGAUGGGUUCAAUCUCCUACUCAAUGCACCUGAUGGCUACCGGAAUCUCUCAAUCAGUUAUUUAUCUUACAACGAGGCCUUGACAGAUGGAUCUUGCCCAAAGCAACCUGGUGUCCAGGACUUCAAGUGUCACACGAUAAACGUGUGUAUCCAGAACAACCUCACCUGUGACGGCUUCCCGCAGUGUCAGGACAAUACAGACGAGACAUAUGCCUGUGGUCUCGCUCACGAGGGUAUAUACAGCCCUAUCAUCUCCAGUGGUUUGAUCGCUGCCAUAUUUUUCCUGGUUGUGGGUGUCAUAGCACUCUUUGUCUAUCUAUCCAUCCAUUACUUCUGGAAGAUGCGUCUCUUCCAACGGGAAGGACUUGACACCAUCCGUAUGACACAGUCGUCGGCAGAUAUGGGCAAAGGUCCAGAGAGACGAACUGCAAAAUCGACUGCUGAAGAGCAAAUUCAUGAUCCAAACCAGCAGUUAGACUAUGGGACAAAUUACCGAGAGUAUCAACCCCAUCACCGUCCAAGCCAUCAGGCCCAUGAUGAUCCAACCUUUGACGACUCUGCUUACACCGUCUAUAUCUAGUACUAUUAGCAUUUUUUUGUGCCCUGUGGGAACUGCUGAAAAUCUUGUGAGAACAUUUUGUAGCAUAAAAUUGCCAGUUAUAUUUUUGCAGGAGGGAACAAGACUUGAUGAUGGCUAUUUGGAAUAACGAAUCUCUAAGAAAACGAUCUGAAGAUUUUUUAGUCUACACAUAUUUUGAGUUUAUAUGUAGCUGACCCAGAUACAUUCCAUCCAUUAUAACAUUGACAUUCAUCUCACUUUGUAACUUGCCACCUAAGGAGGUCAGAGGCAUACAAUGUAAGCCAUGAAAUCCACUUUGAGUAUUUCCGAGCAAACACAAGUUCUUAUGCUUUCACUGUUUAAAUGAAUUGCUAUGAGAUUGGGUGGAUUUUGCAUUGAGACAUUACGAUGGAAACUGUCUUGAGAUGGUUGUGCUCUGUCUUCAUUGUAUCUAAGUUCAUUCCUGAGGAAUAUUUAGUUCCUUUAUCUUUGUAUAGUUAUGAUGAACAUUCCAUUACUUAGAAUAUACUGAUUGUUUGUACAUAUAAAUUUAUGUAGUGACUUCAGGUGUUGGCAUUAAUGUAUCAAUUACUGGUACCAGUAGAGCAUCAUGAUAUUUCACAUAAUAUUUUAUCGGCAUAAGUCAUUGUUUUGGUGUUCUUUAUCUAAUAAAAAGGCUUUUGUGGGAUUUUCUUGUCAAAAGUCAUUGCUUUGCAUAAUUUUAUAAAGUUCUGGUCAACUUCCAUGUGCAUUGAAUAAGUUCCUUCUAGAUUGCGUUUUCUGCCAUUUAAUAGGCUGUUCCAUGAUUAUUUAGUUUCGGGUGUGUUAAUAAUGCAUAUCACAGAAGGGCCUCAUCUAUAGUUUGGAGUAUUCUAUCUUGGCAUUAAAAGGUACACCAACAUGAUGUUUGAAGUAUAUGUACAUCCAACAAUAAUGAACUAUCUUAAUGUUUGGCAUAGGCCUAUUGUGUCCUCUGUCUCUAUGUUAUGCUGCGAUGUGGUAGAUUGUUUCCAAUCUUUUAUUUGGUGCUUAAACUUCAGGUGUUCGGGAUUUGUAUGUUUAGGGAGUGGGAUAUUUUAAAAGAGUUGAAGAAUAAAACUAAUUUG
Molecule: messenger RNA, 2388 nt
Organism: Lineus longissimus
Lineage: Eukaryota; Metazoa; Nemertea; Pilidiophora; Heteronemertea; Lineidae
Exons: 7
Coding region: 371-1303 (310 amino acids)
Molecular function (GO): protein binding
Source: RefSeq, a predicted model, not a curated record